This is a messenger RNA of Rhipicephalus sanguineus (brown dog tick), 573 nucleotides long. RefSeq names its product serine/arginine repetitive matrix protein 1-like. The coding region runs from base 1 to 573 and encodes 190 amino acids. Lineage: Eukaryota; Metazoa; Arthropoda; Arachnida; Ixodida; Ixodidae. The transcript is spliced from 2 exons. The record is from RefSeq and is a predicted model, not a curated record.
AUGCGAGAUCCUGUUCCCAGUCACGAAUGCUCGCCCAAGUGUGCAACCUGUGGCGAAGACCACCUCAUGGGAGAUCGCACUUGCAAGAAGAGGCUCAAACCUCUGCGCCGCAAACGCUCCAAAACUAGCAACACGUCAACCUCGCACUUGCCACGAGGGCCCGGUUCGACAAUGACAAAGAAGCAGCUCCGCUGCUUCAGCUCGGAAGCCGAAGACCUGGAUGUGGACUGGCCCGGCCUGCCACCUGCCUCCGAUAGUCCCCGCUCCAAGGACCAGCCGCUCCAUGGACGGUCACAGUCGCAGUCCCGGUCAAGGUCCCGGUCAAGGUCCCAGUCAAAGUCCCGGUCAAGGUCCCGGUCGAGGACCCACACGGGAAGUCCUUCUAAACCGCAACAAGACCCCGCAUCUCACUCCUCCAAAGGCCACAAGGCCAGGGCUCCAGGCUACCCCAGGUCGCCUCGUCCAGAGGAGGGGUCCGUCGCCGACUGUCCGGGCAGUGCCACGGCUGCCGCCUUUGAAGCCAGCGAGUGGCCCACGCGCAUCGCCACUGCUCAGAACCUGGCUCUGGCAUAG